Messenger RNA from Rhipicephalus sanguineus (brown dog tick), 1518 nucleotides. Its product is annotated as endothelin-converting enzyme 1. NCBI's taxonomy places the organism in Eukaryota, Metazoa, Arthropoda, Arachnida, Ixodida, Ixodidae. Gene Ontology annotation, biological process: protein processing. Bases 24 to 1391 code for a protein of 455 amino acids. The transcript has 2 exons. Gene Ontology annotation, molecular function: metalloendopeptidase activity. Gene Ontology annotation, cellular component: plasma membrane. The record is from RefSeq and is a predicted model, not a curated record.
UCCAACUGGACAACCACGUGCUCAUGACAAUGGUGCCCUCUCUGGUGGAUCCACGACCCGACACCGACCUAGUGUACGUGGUCAUGGAGCAGCUGGAUUACAUCACGGGGCCUUACCUGUCCACUUCUGAGUGGCUGCUAGUCCUGAACAAGCAUUUGCCUGUGGAACUAGGACCUAAUGACGAGAUUUUCGUCAUGAACAAGCGGCUACUGCGCCUCCUGGGGGUACUCGUCGGCAACCUGGAGGACACCAAGAAUCUGCUCGCCUACGUCACCUGGCACGUGACGCGGCAUCUCGCGAGCGUCACUUCGUAUCCGCUGUCGCGCGCCCAGUUCGCCGACGGGCCCGGCGCCGACGCGAACACGCUGGGCUACAUGAUGGGUCGCUGCUACAUGGACGCCGACACGGCGAUGCCAUUCGCCUUCGCGCACGUCUUCAACCGGCGCUGGCUUCCCUCGGACUCAGCGCGGCACGCGAGAAGCGUAUUGGACAACAUUCGUACCGUGGCCAACAAGAGCAUGGCCUCGCUGACCUGGAUGGACGACGACACCAAGAGUGGCGCGCUCGAAAAGCUGGCCACCCUGCGCGCUAUCGUGGGGAACCUGGAGCACGACUCCGAAGAAGGCUCCCUGCGACGCCUCUACCCUUACGUACCCAAACUGAGCGGUUCGUACCUGGACAUGGCGCUCGCGUUUCGCUCGGCGGCGCUGCGCCACGCCAAGAGGUUCCUUCGGGUCAACGAGUCCUCGAUGCCGUCGUCCUCUGACGAGGUCAGCGUGCCGCUGACGCUCGUCAACGCGUUCUACUUGCCCGUGUACCACGUGAUGGUCAUCCCGGCCGCCAUACUGUACCCGCCGUUUUACGUGGCGGGCUACCCGGCGUCCUACAACUACGGCAGCCUGGGCCACGUCGUGGGCCACGAGAUGACGCACGCCUUCGACCCGGACCUGGGGCUGUAUGGUCGCGACGGCCUCCGGCACAACUGGUGGACACCUGCCUCCCAAGAGAUGUUCACGGGCAAGUUGAGGUGCCUGCGCCGCCUCUACAACGAGAUCCCUUGGUCAGGAGGCGCCAACUUCGGAGAGCACGCGCUCUCUGAGAACUUCGCCGAUAGCGGCGGCAUGAUCAAGGCCUACAAGGCGUACCGGGAGAGCGCCCAGGAGCGCUCAGCGGUGCCCCCGGGACUCUCUAAAUUCAGCGAUGAGCAGCUGUUCUUCGUGAGCAGCUGCUUCAAGUGGUGCGCCAGCGAGGAGAAGCAGAACCCCGGACGAUACUCGCCUCCUCGCCUUCGCUGCAACGUACCCUUACUCAACAUGCCGGAGUUUGCGCAGGCGUUUGAAUGCGGCGCGGGCAAGGCUAUGAAUCCGGUUAGUCACUGCGACACAAUGUGAUACACGUAAAUGCGGUACAGACGCUACAAUAUAGAAAAAAAUGUCGUGUCAUGCGCACUUGCUCUUUUCUGCCUGUUCGUUAACGCCACGGCCACAAAUUCGAUCACGUGUCUCGAUAUUUCUCAUG